Messenger RNA from Hyaloscypha bicolor E, 2371 nucleotides. RefSeq lists its product as uncharacterized. Gene Ontology annotation, cellular component: cytoplasm; ubiquitin ligase complex. Gene Ontology annotation, biological process: protein polyubiquitination; ubiquitin-dependent protein catabolic process; positive regulation of proteasomal ubiquitin-dependent protein catabolic process. Gene Ontology annotation, molecular function: ubiquitin conjugating enzyme binding; ubiquitin protein ligase activity; zinc ion binding. Lineage: Eukaryota; Fungi; Ascomycota; Leotiomycetes; Helotiales; Hyaloscyphaceae. The coding region runs from base 224 to 2314 and encodes 696 amino acids. The record is from RefSeq and is a predicted model, not a curated record. The transcript has 3 exons.
ACUCACGUCAUGAUACGUCUAAGGAAUGAGGCUUCUCCUUCAUGAGAUCAGGACCAUGCAGUUCUGCCCAACGUGGCAGAGUUUACUGGACAGCGGAUUACCAGCCACUAAGACGCCCUUGCUUUUUCUUAUCACGACUUCCCCUCACUGCAUCAAUGGGUUUCACGUCACUCCGCACACCAAGGACUCUUCAUUUUAUGGCUUCAUCUUCAUACUUUCAUAGAUGGAUGCCACAGAAGAAGAAGUCAAAUCUGUGCUUACAGAAGCCUUAAAUGGCUAUCUGAAAAUCAUAUUACUGGAGCAGACAUUGCAUGAAACCUCGCAGCCUCGUCAAGGAAAGGGUAUAGAGACUGAGAUUGAUAUUGCGCGCGUCCAGUAUUUUCAAUCGCGGACUCAUGUCACGGAGACUUGCUUGCAGUUUUCUGGCAGAAUAGCUUCAAAUGUGAGAGCAUGGGCUGCUGGUGAGCCGGAAAAGGUAGAGAGGAAGGUCGCGAUGGAGAGCCUCCUCGAUGCGAUAUCUCCCUCGGUACAUCACUUUCUUCUACCAGCUAAGGAGGACGACGAGUCGUUCUUAAAUCCGUUCACAGGGCAGUGGAUACAGCCCACCAAUUCUUCCCGAUCAGCGGGUCCUUCGAACUGGCAUGGGUCAGCUGCUCAAAACGACUUUGAUUAUCUCAAGGUAGAAACCAAUACGCCGCUGCCAUCGAAGGGGAAGGAAAAGGAGGGUACGAAAAAAGCCCCUCCUGAUGAAGUUGAAAAUCUCAUCGAUUUCUCCACUCUGGACGUCGCCGAGUCUUUCAAUCCACCGCAAUUCCCCGAUUUUUUCGGCUUGGUCCAUGGCACUUCUACUGCAACGCCUUACAUAGCUACUUGGCGAGACAAUACACAACCGACCAGCAACCCUUUCUCAGAUCAAUAUCAAUCAUAUGAAUCCUCAGGCCCCGACACGCCACGAACAUUGACACCCCCAACCCUCCACUCUCAGUGUAACUCACGGCCCCACACUCCCACUACCAAUACAAUCUCAUUCGAAGAAGACGUAGCCGCCGUCCAGAAACGUCAAUCCGAGUGGGCUCAAGAUGACUACAACCAAGAGUUGCUCCCAGUCGACACCACAUUAACAAGACAGUUCGACCUCGACUUCCCACCUGUUGAUAGCUCAUUAAUUAGCCAAUUCGAAAUUGACUACCCACCAAUCGACACUUCCUUCUCCCUCGACUUCCUCACCGCGCAAAACCUUCAAGCAGAAUACGAUACCGAGCUGCAAGUCCAAGAAUCCUAUGCACGGCAAGUCCAACAUUUGGAAAAACAACAAUCGCCAAAUUUCGACCAAGACCUUGCAGAAGCGAGGCGUCUGCAGUCGGAAUGGGAAGCCCAGGAUGCGAGCACGCAGCAGGACUGGAAAUAUUGGCAGGCGAAAGCACAGCAAGAGGAUCAGCAGAUGGCUGCCCAGGUGGAGUUUGCCAGGGGCGUAGCGAGAUUGGAUGAGGAGAUGGCAGAGGACAUUGAAAGAGACAAAGCUGCUGCACUUGCCGCCCAAGCGCAAUGGGAGGCAGCUGCGAUGGAAUUGGAAGCACAAGUGAAGAGGGCAGUUGAGGAGGCGGAGAGGAGGGAGGCUGAGGACAGGAGACGGGAGGCUGAAGAGGAAGCGGCUCGGCGGGCGGAAGAGGAGAGGAGGGAGGCGGAGGACAGGAGACGGGAGGCUGAAGAAGAAGCGGCUCGGCGGGCGGAGGAGGAGAGGAGGGCGAGGGUGGCUGAGUGUGUUUCGUGUACGGAAGAGGGAGAGAAGAGUGACAUGUGUAUGCUGAAUUGUGAGCAUGGGUAUUGUAGAGGUUGUGUUGCUGAAGCCAUCAAAUCCGCCCUCAAAUCCCGCGCCCCCUUCAAAUGCUGCAAUGCCACGCCUCCUAUGCCCCUUCUAUCCCGCUUCCUGCCCGCCCCUCUCCUCGCCUCUUACAACAACCUACUCCUCGAGCUCUCAACCCCCAACCCAAAAUACUGUUCCAACGCCCACUGCUCGCUCUUCCUGCCACCAUCCUCCAUCAUUGGACCUCUAGCCACCUGCUCCUCCUGCCGUACUCGAACGUGCGCUUUAUGUUCAGGGGCUGAACACGCAGGGGUCUGUCAGCAGGAUGUUGCAGGGCAGAAAGUACUCGCACUGGCUGGCAGGAAAGGUUGGAAGAUCUGCCCGAAUUGCAAAUCUGUGCUAGAGAGGACGGAGGGGUGUUUGCAUAUGACGUGUCGCUGUGGAGCGCAGUGGUGUUAUAGCUGUCUUGCGAAUUGGGGGAGUUGUCAGAGUACAUGUCCUCGGCGGUAGGGGAGAUAACUUGUAGGGAAUGCAAAUGGUUGGAGUAAAUGACAUAGCAGCUACUAA